AUGGAACUCAUCGAUCAAAUCAUAGUUCCCUGCUGUCUGCUUGGGCUGGUGGCGGCCGUUGCGCAGUUCUUGGUCAUCAGGCGCAUCAAGCUCACGCCGGAUGGGAAGGACAGCCUCAGCACAGGGCUCACAGCAGGUGGCAGUGAGCAAGCAGCGAAGUUGGUACCCGAGAUCUACGAAAAGAUCAUGACGGGCGCAAUUCAGUUCCUCAAGGUGGAGUAUGCCAUUUGUGCCGCCUUCUGCGUCGUCUUCGCUUUCCUUAUUAGUGCUUUGGUUUCUUGGGGCACGAAGGACACGUUGCAGGGACACCUGACCGCGGGAGCCUUCCUCACAGGAGCCUUCACAUCGAUGCGUUGCGGCUUCCUUGGCAUGAUGAUCGCCACUUACUCCAAUGCGCGCACCACUCUUGCCUGUGCCUACAGCGGCUACACCCUUGGCUUCAACACCGCCUUUCGGGGUGGCAGCGUCAUGGGCUAUGCGCUCUGCUCCCUGGGAGUACUACUACUACUACUACUACUACUACUACUACUACUACUACUACUACUACUACUACUACUACUACUACUACUACUACUACUACUACUACUACUGGUAGUACUGGUAGUACUAGUAGUACUAGUAGAAGUAGUAGUAGUAGUAGUAGUAGUAGUAGUAGUAGUAGUAGUAGUAGUAGUAGUAGUAGUAGUAGUAGUAGUAGUACUAGUAGCAGCAGUACGAGUAGUAGAUAGUAGUAGAUAA
Messenger RNA from Symbiodinium sp. CCMP2592, 738 nucleotides. The record is from the annotation of a GenBank genome assembly. Lineage: Eukaryota; Dinophyceae; Suessiales; Symbiodiniaceae.